Messenger RNA from Arachis ipaensis, 1242 nucleotides. RefSeq names its product xyloglucan endotransglucosylase/hydrolase 26 (gene XTH26). Gene Ontology annotation, cellular component: apoplast; cell wall. The record is from RefSeq and is a predicted model, not a curated record. NCBI's taxonomy places the organism in Eukaryota, Viridiplantae, Streptophyta, Magnoliopsida, Fabales, Fabaceae. Gene Ontology annotation, molecular function: hydrolase activity, hydrolyzing O-glycosyl compounds; xyloglucan:xyloglucosyl transferase activity. Gene Ontology annotation, biological process: cell wall biogenesis; xyloglucan metabolic process.
CCAAAUUUUCAACUCCAUAUAAAACAUACAUCAAACACAUACAUAUGGCAGCAGCAUCUGAAAAAAUGGUUUUGGCUUUGUUGUUCAUAUUUUUCAUGGCACGAGGGAUUAUCAUAGUGGAUGCAAACUUUGGCAAAAGCAUGUAUCUCACAUGGGGUACCCAACAUGCUUCAAUUCAGGGUGAAGAUCUUCAGCUUGUGUUAGAUCAAACUUCAGGCUCUGCUGCUCAAACAAAGAUACCAUUCUUAUUUGGAAGUAUAGAAUCGAAAAUCAAACUGGUACCUAAUAAUUCUGCAGGAACUGUUACAGCCUAUUAUCUAUCCUCAACAGGAAGUCAACAUGAUGAGAUAGACUUUGAGUUCUUAGGCAACAUUUCAGGACAACCAUAUAUUGUCCACACAAACAUAUAUACACAAGGAAAUGGAAGCAAAGAGCAACAAUUUUACCUUUGGUUUGACCCUACCGCUGAUUUUCACAAUUACACCAUUCAUUGGAACCCCACUCAAGUUGUGUGGUAUAUUGAUAGCAUACCGAUUAGAGUUUUUAUGAACUAUGAAGAGGAGGGCAUAGCAUACCCAAACAAGCAAGGAAUGAAAGUAUACACAAGCCUAUGGAAUGCAGAUGAUUGGGCCACAAGGGGUGGUUUGGUGAAGACUAAUUGGACCAAUGCACCAUUCAUUGCAAGGUUGAACCGUUUCAGAGCAAGGGCUUGCAAAUGGAAUGGACCAAUUAGCAUAAACAAUUGUGCCUCUAAUGUCCCUUCUAAUUGGUGGACUUCACCCAUUUACAAGCAAUUAAGCUAUGCACAGAUGGGUCAGUUAAAUUGGGUUAGAAACAAUUACAUGAUCUAUGAUUACUGCAAAGAUACCAAGAGAUUCAAUGGUCAAGUGCCUCCUGAAUGUUUCAAGACACAGUUCUAAGUGUUAAAUUAACCGUAAGUACUUUAACGAUGAUGUUUUUAUAUGAAUAUUAUAUUAUAAAUGGUUAGAUAAUUCAGUUAAAUAUAUCAAUUUAUCUAAUAAUUUAUAAUGUAAUUUUCAUACGAAGACAUCGUCAAUACUAAGUCAUAUGUCAUAUGUCAUGUGAAUUUUCAUAAGACAGAAUCUAUUCAUGCGGGAGUUUGUUUUGUCUUUUGUCUCAAUAUUUUUAAUUUGUUUAUGGGAUUCAGAGUUCAGACUUUGUGAUUUAAUUAUUGUUCAUGAACUGAAUAAUACUGCCUUGUGCAUUGUAAUUUUUCGGUUA